Messenger RNA from Xyrauchen texanus (razorback sucker), 7391 nucleotides. RefSeq names its product UDP-Gal:betaGlcNAc beta 1,3-galactosyltransferase, polypeptide 4 (gene b3galt4). The transcript is spliced from 2 exons. Gene Ontology annotation, molecular function: N-acetyl-beta-D-glucosaminide beta-(1,3)-galactosyltransferase activity. The record is from RefSeq and is a predicted model, not a curated record. Bases 259 to 1368 code for a protein of 369 amino acids. Gene Ontology annotation, cellular component: membrane. Lineage: Eukaryota; Metazoa; Chordata; Actinopteri; Cypriniformes; Catostomidae.
GUGCAGUCAACGGAAUGUGCUGCUCCUCAGCCGCUCACUGAACAGAGCAGACGCAGCGGGGAAGUAAGACCUCACGCUUGCAGUACUGGCGAUAUUUGGAAUUUGGAAAAUUGCUAAGAUGGCCAUGCACUAGUGCAAAUAAAAGCAGAAUUGGACACCUGCGAUGCUCGUGCUGUCUCUGCAGUGGCCCGACAGAAUCUAAUUUGAAACAUUCCAUGUAAUUAAUCAGACCCAAAAUGCAAGAGUGACAAAGUAGAAAUGGCAGGGUACAGUUUGAGGUCCUGUAAGGGUCAUAUGGGGAAACGAGGAAGCCGUUUAGGGUUUUUCCAUAAUCUCUGCAUUACAGUCUUCUGUGGAUCCCUGCUUGCCUUGCUCUUCUUUGAUGUAAUUGAAUUGUGGGUAACAUCACUUGGCAUGAGCAGAGAUGAAGGUCCUCAUGGAGAGCUCCUUCCUCAGAGGAUCCCUCCAACCCAUUCCGAGGAGUACCUACUUAUGCCCAGCACCCGGGUAUGCCAACGUGCCAAACCUUACCUCAUCACUUUUGUGACAACUAGUCCUGCCAACAGAAAAGCUCGCCAGGCCAUCCGGGACACCUGGGGUGGUGAGAUAAAAGUGAGGGGCCAGCGAGUCAUGACCCUCUUUAUGGUAGGUCAGCCAUUGGACCUGGUUCUCAGCAAAGAACUGGUCGAAGAGUCCAAGGAGCAUGGGGAUCUGAUACAAGGUCGCUUCAUUGACUCCUAUGGCAACUUGACCCUGAAAACUCUCUCGAUGUUAGGCUGGGCUCGCCGUUUCUGUCCACAAGUACACUAUCUGGCUAAAGUAGAUGACGAUGUAAUGUUCAACCCUAGCGCGCUUCUCCAAUAUCUCGACCUCAAAUUUGAAAUGGAAAAAAACGAUCUCGUAGACCUUUAUCUGGGCCGGGUUCACAUGCGGGUCACACCAAAUCGCAGUCCGGACAGCAAGCACUACAUGUCGGAAACCGCGUACACUGGCAUGGUUUUUCCUGAUUAUUGCAGCGGGACGGCAUAUGUGCUUUCUCGGCCUGCGUUGCUGAAACUGUCGCUAGCAGCUGUAGCCGUACCCUUACCCAAACCGUUGCCCCCUGAGGAUGUGUUUGUGGGUAUAUGUGCCCAUGCAGCGGGCAUUAUGCCCACCCACUCUCCACUCUUCUCUGGAGGACCCGCUGUACCAUACAGUCGUUGUUGCUACCAGACUAUGGUGUCUGUGCACCAUACCAAGCCACAGGACAUGGUUCGUUACUGGACGGAGAUUCACUCCACAGCCCCUUGUUCGUGGUUGGGUGUGCGGACUUCGCUUGGUGUUUGUAAAGUACGAGCACUUCUUGGGAUGCUGUUGGGGAAAGACUGAUGAAAUCAGCACACUGCAUCGUAAAGCCAAAACACAGUAACUAAUGGAACACUGACACUGAGAUAAAUGGCUCCAAAGUUUUUGGAUUGUCCAGCCCAAUAUGGAUUCUAAAAAGUCUCACUCAUGUUUCUCUGAAUCUGGGUAUCAAGUCAACCAGUCUGUCACAGGGCACAUUAAAGUCUAAGAGACAUGAUUUUGUAUCUGAGUUUUGACAAAAUAUUUUAUUUUUUCUCUGUAGGGCAGCGCAGCUCUAUUCCAAAAUCUAGUGUGCUAUGUAGGAAGGCAUCAUUUUAAGGCAUUAUAGUUGUGCUCUUGAAAAGUGGAGCAACUUAUUAGAAUGCAAUAGUGAGUUUUUUUUAAGUAAAAAUCCCAUUUAUCGGAGUAGCUAUUUACAGCCCAAUAGUCUGGUGAAGCCACAGCAAUACACAACAAACUAAACAAUAGAUGUCACUGCAGUGGCGUGGGGUGUAAAGACGGUGUGUGUGAAUGUGUAAUGUUGUCCUAGUGACCGCGGUUCAAAUCAAUGUUUUGUCCCACUCUUUUUCCCAUCCGAUUUACAGUUUCCACUCUCCUUUAAAACUACUUAAAAUAAUAGAUAAAAAUGAAUAUUAAUGUAGAUUUGGUCACGGUGAAUGUCGGAGGAUUCAGAGAAGGGUUUGAUCUGGUCUUUCGAUCACACUUGUUCCUUCGGCUUGGCAUCACUGUAUUACUAAUACUGUAGUUACCAUGUUUUUUGGCAGAAACCGUAGUUUUAAUGCAAUUUACCAUUGUGUUAUUUGUGGUAAUAUAGUAACCAUGGUUCAUUUUGUUGUUACUAUACUUUUACUACAAAAUACCAUGGUGAAACUACAUAAUAACUAUGUUACUGUAAUAAAACCAAUGUUAUUUGUCUAAGGUUAGGUUAAGUUUAGGGGUUAAUGUUGUGUGUCUGUGGGUCUCUAAAUAAACACAAUAAACACACUGCAGUGAUGCUCAUACUAUUUGUUAGUAUUUAAAUAUGGGUGCAAAUAGGAUCUAAAACUAUUUGCACCAUGGUGGAAUUAAUAUUUGCCUUUAAUUUUUCCACAGGCAAAUUGAUUUUUAACGAUAACUCUCAAACCUUUUAAGACAGACCUAUACCAUGAGCUCUGAGGUUGUAAAUCGAAGGUACAGUAUAUGCUGUUAAAGCCAUCAGUCUGUGUUGUUUCAACUUCAGUCUUUAAAAUCAUGUUUAAUAGCAGAAAUCCUGGUGAAGAACUAUACUACCCAUGAUCCUGAAGAGAAAGAUCCACCAUCAGAGAAUCAAAAGAGAUCUGCAGUGGCGCCCACUCCCAUGAUGCACUGUGAAUGAUGCAAUCAAGUCGCUUUCUCUACACUCUCAAACUACUGAUAUAUUUGUAUCUAUCUGAAUAUUUUCUAAUUAAAUUAAAUUACACUGUUUCUAACCUUAGAAUCAGCAACUUUAAAUCAAUAGUUUUAUACAUUUUAAUAGUUUUUAAUUCACAAUGCUUCAUGAGAUUGCAGUUCAUUCCCUCAUUAACAACCAGAGGUGGGUAUAGUAGCCAAAAACUACUCAAGUAAAAGUACAAUUACUUCAAAAACAUAUUUACUCAAGUAGAAUAAAAGUUCUGACAUAAAUAAUUACUUGAGUAAGAGUAAGAAAGUAUCCAAUUAAAAGAUUUCUCAAGUAGUGAGUAACUUGUUACUUUCACAAAUGACAUAAUAGACGUUAACUCCCCUAUAUUCCAUUACAUAAUACACAUUGAACGUACUACAGAAUUAUUAUUAAUAUUAAUGGAAAUUCUGUGAUAAUUCACCAUCAUUUUGUGACUUUCUUCCAUGCAACACAAUAAGGAGAUAUUAGACAGAAUGUUUGCCUGAGUCACUGUUUACUUUCUGUGAAUGUUUUUUUUUUUUAUAUAUAUAUAUAUAUAUAUAUAUUUUGAAAGUGAAUGGUGACUGAGACAGUCAUAUUUUGUGUUCCACAUAAUAUAAAGCCUCACACUGGUUUGGAACACCAUGAGGGUAGAGAAAUUAUGACAGAAUAUUAAAUUAUGGCUGAGCUAUCACUUUAAAGAUAUAAUUCACCCAAAAAUGAAAAUUCUCUCAUCAUUUACUCACCCUCAUGCCAUCCCGGAUGUGUGUGACUUCCUUUUUUCUGCAGAACACAAAUGAAAAUUAAAAAAAAUAUUUUAGCUCUGUAGGCCAAAAUUUUGAUGCUCCAAAAAGCACAUAAAGGCAAUAUAAAAGUAAUCCAUAAAACUCCAGUGGUUUAAUCCAUGUCUUCAGAAGUUAUAUGAUAGGUGUGGGUGAGAAACGGAUCAAUAUUUGUCAUUUUUUGCUAGACAGAAGGGGGCGAUAUGCAGAGAAGAAUGUGAAUCACCAAAAACAAGAAGAUUGUGAAAGUGAUCUGUUUCUCUGUUUCUCAUCCACACCUAUCACAUCACUUCUGAAGAUACUGAUUUAACCACUAGAGUUUUAUGGAUUAUUUUUAUGCUGACUUGUGUUUGUUUAGCUUUAAAAUGUUGCCACCAGAGUAUGUGAGCGGAGCAGCAACAAUUUCCCCUCUGUGCUCAAAGCAUUCUUUAAUCACUCCGCUCCAGCUCCACUCCGGGUUGUCCAUUUACCAUUCCUCGCUCACUCCGCGCUCCUGGAUUAGAGAAACCCCGCUCCUUGUUUGCUCCAUGUCAAAAUUAGCGCCUAACUACCUCUCCACUGUAAAUUCAUUUCAGUAUGCUUUUUAAUAUCACAACCUUCCAUGCAGAAGAUGUAUUAAAUAAAAAAUAAACACUUAAUACUAGAAGAAAAGCUACAAUGUGCUUUAUUAGAACACUAACAUUAGCCCAACUGUGACACAUAUCGGCAGCAUUCUCUGGGUUUCAUCAAUUAAAUAAAUUGCUAGAUGCAAAAAAGCAAAAAAUAAAUAAAAACGUUAAAUUAAAUAUAAAUUACCGAACAAAACUUUUUUUUAUAAAUCGUUACGGAUGUAACCUCCGUUCCCUGAUGGAGGGAACGAGACGUUGUGUCGAAGAAGCGACACUAGGGGUCUCUCUUGAGCCUCUGAUCUAUGAAAAAAGGCCAAUGGGAAUUAGGCAGAAAGUGUUUGCAUACCCUGCCCCGGACAUACAGGUAUAAAAGCGGAGAAAUACGUCAAGUUCUUUCAGGAAUUUUCUGAGGAGCCGGAAAUGAUCCGGCCACUACAGUGCCUCGGCUCAGCGACGUGGCCGGGAGGACACAACGUCUCGUUCCCUCCAUCAGGGAACGGAGGUUACAUCUGUAACCUAGACAUUCCCCGUCUGUCACUCACUUCUAUGUUGUGUUGAAGAAGCGACACUAGGGGUCCAAUUCAAAUCACGCCAUGCACUGAGUCGUGUACGUGUACUGCUGACACAAGAGCAGGCAGGUAUUUUACGUGCAAAGGCGACCAGUUGUGUCAGACUGCACGCACCCUUCCCCAAUGCCCCAUUAAAAGUCAUUAGAAUCCUUUUGGUUACCCUAAGCAGGGGAACAAGGCGACGCUUGCAACCUGGGAACGGGCCGAGCCUAGCCGGGCCUCUUUUCUCUCUAUGUUUCUCACAUAGAGCCAAACGGCUGGGGCCCUUACACGCAUUGUGGGAAGGGGGUCUUACCCAGUUUUCUAUUCUUUCAGGGGGAAAAGACCCUGCAGAGACCACACUUGCCCAGGGACGGGGAGGUAAAGUGGCGAAUACAUCACAUGGGCCAUUCAGGUCACAUGUUGAAACAUGGUGCGUUGGUAGAUCCAGCCUCAAGGAGGGGGGAGAUGCUAAAGCAUGGCGACCGGAGGACAGCUGAAACUGCCUAAGGGAGAUGCGGGUCCACUCGCAAGGGUACUGUACCGUGGAAUAUACACACAGGAGGAGUCCCAGCAGGAGUCCCGACAUGUGGAGCACCCAUUCAAGUACAGGGUAGAUUUGAUUACCAGCAGUGGAUUGGGUCAGCGAAUUCCUCCACCGAAUUGCAGACCCACAGGGCUAGGGAGGAGUCAUCCAGGGAUCUGAAUAUACGUAAUCUCCUGGGAGAGAAAGCGUUGUUAUACCUCGACCAAGGGAAAGGGCGCUAGGUGCAAGCGAUCCACCUGGCCAGUCCAUCAGCGUGUUACCGAGUUCUACCGGCUCGGAUCUGAGAAAACACGGAACGAUACUGACUCAACCCUGAGAUUGUAAAAUCUUGCAAAGGUAUUAGGUGUUGCCCAACCAGCUGGUCUACAUAUGUCUGCCAGGGAGGUGCCCCUGGCCAGUGUCCACGAGGACGCAACACUCGGACGUGCAAGGGGGGGGCACGGCCUGGGUGUGAUAGGCCAAUGAAAUGGCGUCCACCACCAAGUGGGAAAGCCUCUGUUUGGAGACAGCAUUCCCUUUCCGCUGUACACUAAAGCAGACAAAGAGCUGCUCAAGAACGUCUAAAGCUCUGCGUGUGGUCCAAGUAGGUACGCAAAGCACGUACCGGACACAGCAAUGAAGGGGCUGGGUCUGCCUCCUCCCAGGGCAGCGCUUGCAGGUUCACUACCUGGUCUCUGAAGAGCUUGGUAGGAACCUUGGGCACGUAGCUCGGUCGCGGCCUUAGGAUCACAUGUGUGUCUGCCGGACCGAACUCCAGGCAAGUGUCGCUAACAGAGAACACUUGCAGGUCCCCGACCCUCUUGAUGGAGGCGAGCGCGAUCAGCAGGGCAGUCUUUAGAGAGAGGGCCCUGAGUCCAACUGAUUCUAGCGGCUCGAAGGGGUGUCUCUGAAGGCCUGUGAGGACCACUGAGAGAUCCCAGGAGGGGAACAGGCUUGGCCGGGAAGGAUUUAACCUCCGGGCGCCUCUUAGGCACCUGAUGAUUAAGUCAUGCUUACCCAAAGACUUGCCGUCUACUGCAUCGUGGUGGGCCGCGAUAGCAGCAACAUACACCUUCAAGUUGGAAGGGGACAGCCUCCACUCCAACCUCUCCUGCAGGAAUAGGAGCACUGACCUAACUACGCACCUCUGUGGGUCUUCAGUUCGGGAAGAACACCAAUUCACGAAAAAGCGCCACUUCAGGGCAUAACGUUGCCUGGUAGAGGGGGCUCUGGCUUGGCUGAUCGUGUCUACGAUGGCAGGUGGUAGACCAGCUAGAUCUUCGUCCAGUAGGGCUGCAACGAUUCGUCGACGUUGUCGACAAAAAUCGAUAAUAGAAAUAGUCGACAAUGAAUUUCAUUGUCGAAGUUGUCGCCAGACAUGUUUUUUUCCGACCAAGGCACCUCUCUUCAUUACAAUCUCUGCCGAGAGUCGCACAUGCGCAUUAGCGUCUCUGCUGAGUGAUAACAUACAGAAAUGGCGGGGUCCAACGCAGCAGCUGCGCGUACCAAAACAUCUAAAGUUUGGGAGCAUUUUAGCCUGGAUACGGCGAAUAAAAAGAUUACCUGCAUGGUUUGCAAAGCAGUCCUUGCGUAUCACGGCAGCACCUCGGUGAUGCACGAACAUUUAAAGAGAAAGCACGUCGGACAGUUGAAUGAAACAGAGUUUGACUCGCCUCGGUAAGAUUUCGGUUAGAUUUAAAUAACAUGGAAGCUAAUAUGCUGACUUUCCUUAAUAUGAAUAAACUGAACGACAUAGCCUGAGCCUCAUGUUGAUUUUAAACUCGGUCUGUCAACCAUGACAGGUUUGUGUCCAGGUAGUAUCACACAGUCCAUGUUUACAAUUUAAAUUCAGACGACUUUGAAAGCUUAUUUUAAAACCGUUAGAUUUCAUAAUGUUGAGACGAGUUGUAAAGUUCUUUUGCAACAGAUUGACCACUGAAUGUAUCUCACAAAAUGCACUUAAUAUUUUUGUUUACUGUUUUAUUGCUGCCAAUGUGCCUGCCCCUGGUUUACAGGAAGAAAAUGUUUACUUGAUUUUACUUUAUUUUUUCUUAUAAAACAAAUGUGCCUGUCCUUUAUAAAAAUGAUUUGUUUAUUUAUGUAUUAUUUAUGUCUAUACUGACCUAGCACUGUGCCUAAUUGGUUUUAGACAGGGCCUUUUUAUUUACUUUUAGUAUGAAUCGGCCUAUCAGCAGCAAAGUUCAA